Cyprinodon tularosa is the source of this 988-nucleotide messenger RNA. It is a transcript of the gene cdkn2, whose product is annotated as cyclin-dependent kinase inhibitor 2A/B (p15, inhibits CDK4). Gene Ontology annotation, cellular component: nucleus. NCBI's taxonomy places the organism in Eukaryota, Metazoa, Chordata, Actinopteri, Cyprinodontiformes, Cyprinodontidae. The transcript has 2 exons. The record is from RefSeq and is a predicted model, not a curated record. Gene Ontology annotation, molecular function: cyclin-dependent protein serine/threonine kinase inhibitor activity; protein kinase binding. Bases 292 to 666 code for a protein of 124 amino acids. Gene Ontology annotation, biological process: negative regulation of cell population proliferation; regulation of cyclin-dependent protein serine/threonine kinase activity.
GCCACCCAUUCAUUAAAAACAAGACAAGUCCGGACACACACCGUCCGUCCGACAGCCGGUGGACAAGCUCAGGCUGUUCUGGCCGAACCCAGUGGGUCCUGGAGAAAAACAAAACAAGACAGAGAAGAACUUAAGGAAUAACCUCCGGAGGAUUCAUUUUUAAAGCUGUGAGCGCAUUUCUGGACCAAUAUAGAAAGCGCUCGGACCAGUUUGUGAGCUGCCGUUCCUCGGGAGCAUCGCCCUACCUGUCAGAGGAGGACGCUGGAAGAAAGAAACAUCCUGUCGCUGACAAUGACCUUGGAGGAUGAGCUGACAACGGCCUCGGCGAAGGGAGACACGGCCGAGGUGAAGCGUCUGCUGCUGAAAGGAGCUCCUGUUAACGGCCUUAAUGGGUUUGGGCGAACGGCUCUGCAGGUGAUGAUGAUGGGCAGCUCGCCGGUAGCUCAGCUCCUGCUGGAACACGGAGCGGAUCCAAACGUGGCGGACAGCAGCACCGGGUCCACCCCGCUGCAUGACGCGGCCCGGGCGGGCUUCCUGGACACGGUGCGGCUCCUGGUGGAGGCCGGGGCCAACCUGCAGGCCCGAGACAAAGCGGACUGUCUCCCGAUUGAUUUGGCCAGACAGAGCGGACACAGCGAUGUGGUUUCCUUCCUAGAGACUCUAUAAGCAGUGUUUGCUUUGAUAUUUCUUUAUUUAACUCUGUUGGUUCUGAUUGAGGACCGAAAAUACGGCCCUGAAAAGGCCUUAAUUUAUUUCUUUAUUUAACCAGAUAGGUCUUUUAUUAGACACAUUUAAAAUUAUAUAUUUUACAGUUAUUAAUUUUUAUUUAAGAGGGUGCUAUAAAAUUUUAUAAAUGUCCUUUGCUCUUCUGAAAAAAUUGUCCCUGGACCUUUUUUUUUUUUUGGAACUUGUAGCACUCAGAGCAAAAUAAGAAGACAUGACUUUUUGCACAUGUAAUAAUUAUUUUAAACUAUGCACUAUUAUAAAA